This is a messenger RNA of Staurois parvus, 410 nucleotides long. The record is from the annotation of a GenBank genome assembly. NCBI's taxonomy places the organism in Eukaryota, Metazoa, Chordata, Amphibia, Anura, Ranidae.
AGUGCCACCUGUCAGUGCUCAUCAGUCAGUGCUCAUCAGUGCCAGUGCCCAUCAGUGCCACAUCAAUGCCACCCAUCAGUGCCAGUCAGUGCCAACUAUCAAUGCCAAUCAGUGCCACCUAUCAGUGCUGCCAAUCAGUGCCACCUAUCAGUGCCAGUCAGUGUCGCCUAUCAGUGCCAGUCAGUGCCGUCUAUCAGUGCCAGUCAGUGCUGCCUAACAGUGCCAGUCAGUGCCGCCUAUCAGUGCCAGUCAGUGCCGCCUAACAGUGCCAGUCAGUGCCGCCUAUCAGUGCCAGUGAGUGCCGCCUAUCAGUGCCACCUAUCAGUGCCAUAUAUCAGUGUCAUGUAUCAGUGCUGCCUUUCAGUGCCCAUCAGUGAUGCCUGUCAAUGCCCAUCAGUGCAACCUACCAG